Molecule: messenger RNA, 1760 nt
Organism: Leptopilina heterotoma
Lineage: Eukaryota; Metazoa; Arthropoda; Insecta; Hymenoptera; Figitidae
Product: juvenile hormone epoxide hydrolase 1-like
Exons: 9
Coding region: 16-1557 (513 amino acids)
Biological process (GO): epoxide metabolic process
Molecular function (GO): epoxide hydrolase activity
Source: RefSeq, a predicted model, not a curated record
CAAACCACGCAAUUAAUGCCAACGCCUGAAGAUAUGUUUCACGAUGAGGUAGUUGUUUUGCUAGCAAAGCUGAAUGUUGUCAGUCCCAAGCAGUUCUCGAAACGGUGUGCCACGAUGUGGAAAGCAGUUCCUCCUAUUUUAAUCCUUACAGUAGGCAUAGCGCAUUACCUCAAAUACCAGCAAGGAGAUCCAGAAGUGCCAACGCUUCCAGAAACAUUUUGGGGACCAAAGGAAAAAGUCAGCAAAGAUGACACUAGUAUUAGAGAGUUUAAAAUCGAUAUUUCACAGAAGGUAAUAGACGACCUUCAUGAACGAUUGGAUAAAUAUUUCAAUACGGUAAAUUUGCGGCCAAAAACUGCACCAUUAGAAGAUGCUGAAUGGACGUAUGGAGUUAAUUUUCAAUACAUGCAAAAUGUACUUCGAUACUGGAGAGAUAAUUACAACUGGAAAAAAAGACAAGAAUUACUCAAUAAAUAUCCACAGUUCAAAACAACAAUUCAAGGAUUGGACAUUCAUUUUUAUCGAGUGAAACCAACUAUUCCAAAGAAUAAAAAAAUUAGAGUAUUACCUCUACUAAUGGUUCAUGGCUGGCCUGGAUCAGUAGUGGAAUUCCAAAAGAUUAUUCCAAUGUUGACAACGCCUCAAGAUGGGAAAGAUUUUGUUUUCGAAAUAAUUGCACCUUCUCUACCGGGUUAUGGCUUUUCGGAUCCAGCAGUUCGUCCUGGUCUUGGAGCUGCACAGGUUGCUGUGGUAUUUAAAAAUCUAAUGGCCCGAUUGGGUUACGAUAAAUUCUACACACAAGGAGGUGACUGGGGAAGUAUCAUUACUGCCUCAAUUGCUACACUUUAUCCCGAAAAAGUAACCGGUGUUCAUCUAAAUAUGUGCAGUAUAAGUUCGCCAUCGACGUUCUUUUGGACAUUUGUAGGAUCAUAUAUUCCUUCACUCGUUGUCGAAAAGGAACAUGAAUCCAAAAUGUAUCCCUUGAGUCACCAUUACAGUAGAUUGGUGGAGGAAAGUGGAUAUUUCCACAUUCAGGCAACAAAGCCAGACACUAUUGGUUCGGUUCUUUCGGACACUCCGGCUGGUUUAGCAGUUUAUAUUUUAGAGAAAUUCAGCACCUGGACGAAUCCUGAAUAUAGAUUCCGAGCCGAUGGUGGUUUACUGGAAAAAUACAAAAUGGAUGAGUUAUUGGAUAAUUUGAUGAUGUACUGGGUUACAAAUUCAAUAACAACUAGUCAAAGACUUUACGCUGAAAGUUUUAGUAAAGCUCACCUAGCCUUAGGAGUCGAUCGGCUGCCGCUCCAUAAACCAGUUGCUUGUGCGAUUUUCCCUUACGAAAUCGUCUAUCAAUCUAAAUCACUUCUCGAAGCGAGAUAUAAGAAUAUUAUUCAAUUCAAUCAUUAUCCACGUGGAGGACACUUUGCUGCCAUGGAGGAGCCACAAUUUGUUGCUGAUGAUGUUUGGUCUUUCGUUGAGAAAGUGGAAAAAAUGCUGAAAGAAGAAAAAUUAUCAAAGGCCAAAGAGGAAGCAAAAAAAAACAAGAAAAAAGAUAUUUAGAAAACCUUCAAUGGGUUUCAAUAAAAGAGCUGUGAAUGAUAGUUUUUUUUAAUUAAUGUUUUGUAAAAAGAACACCGCCGAUUAUCUCUAAUUAUUAUUAUUAUAUAAUUACCUAUUCCGGACAGUCAAAUUUCCGGUAUUUUUUUAUGAAGAAUUAUUCUUUUAUUUUUCAAUAAAUACGAAUUUUUUUGUAUAAUAGUCAA